UAAUUAUCACGUAGGAGUCGAGUCACUCGGCUCAGUACAGUUGAGCAGUCAACAUAUUCAAAAUGUUUCUCUUUAUUUGUUUUUGUCUCACCAGCUUGGUAUAUGGCGCCGAAUUCACAUUACCAGGGGAAUGUCCUGACGUGAAAAUACACGAUAAACUAGAUUAUACGAAGUUUUCAGGGCUCUGGUACAACGUGGCAAGCUAUGCCAGCGAUGGACGCAACAUCUACGACUGUGCGUCCCUCGACUUCCAAGAAGACAACCUUGGUUACACCUUGAGAGAAACCUAUGUUGACAUGGAUGGAGGGAACAGAACACAGAAGUCGUAUUUCGCUAGGGUUGACCCUACGUUUGAUGCUGGUAAUAAGGCACAAUUCAUAGUCAGCCAUGAGGACGGAGAUAAAGUUCUUCAAUUCCCCUUCUUCAUACUGUCUACAGACUACGACACAUACGCCAUCGCGUAUACCUGCAAAACUUUGAAGAAGAAACUUCGUACACACUACGUUUUCACAUGGGUUCUGUCGCGUGCCAAGGAGCGCCUACAAGGGGAUACUCUGAAAAAUGUGGAAGAUUCUUUGUCAAAAUAUUCAGAAUUGGCGGAACACAGGAAAUCAUUUGUUCUGAAGGACUUUAGCGAUGAAUCUUGCGCGUUCACUAACAAAUUCGAAACCGAUUUCUUUACUAGUAACUUCUGGUAAAAUAUUAAAUGAUUAAAAUAUU
Molecule: messenger RNA, 720 nt
Organism: Colias croceus (clouded yellow)
Lineage: Eukaryota; Metazoa; Arthropoda; Insecta; Lepidoptera; Pieridae
Product: lopap-like
Exons: 4
Coding region: 63-698 (211 amino acids)
Molecular function (GO): pigment binding
Source: RefSeq, a predicted model, not a curated record